This is a messenger RNA of Triplophysa dalaica, 4048 nucleotides long. Its product is annotated as piggyBac transposable element-derived protein 4-like. Lineage: Eukaryota; Metazoa; Chordata; Actinopteri; Cypriniformes; Nemacheilidae. Bases 1134 to 3836 code for a protein of 900 amino acids. The transcript has 7 exons. The record is from RefSeq and is a predicted model, not a curated record.
AUGGUUCCUCACCAUGGGUUAUGUUGGCUUGAUCACCGGGAGACUGCCAUUCAAUUUCAUUAACAUCGUUUUAUUAGAAUAUUGCUUUAUUUAAAGCACAGCACUGUAUUCUGACACUUUCUGGUUUUUUUCCCUGUAAAGCUGCUUCAAAGCUUUAAAAGCAUGAUACAAAUAGGAAUUAAUUAAAGAGAAUUUAAUGUGUGCAUUUAUAUCUGCAAGAUGUAUUUUCUGAUUGUUUGCUCAUUUGCAAUAUGUCUCCGAAACGUCUGCUGUCAUAUUACAUAUAAACAUCUAGAAGAUGUUUUAGAAUGGGUGUAAAACUGCCUUUUCUAAGAAGCUUAUACCGCCUACGUGAUAAAUUCUUUAUUUUUAAUUAGUGACUUGCAACGUCUUAUACCCAUUUUGAUCAUUAUACCAAUUUGGUAUUUAAAUCUCUGUUUAAAACAUUGGAAAUGUGUCUCUUAUGUCCAGAUACAUUUAACAUGCGCACUAUGUUGCGCUAUUGGAAGUACAGAACAAACACGCUCCUUUAUCUCUGACAGAACUGAUGGUUUCUUUGAAUUGAGGCACUUUUUCAUUUCCCAAUAUUUAUCAGCGGUUUAAGAGCUAAAACAUCGGAUUAAAAUCUGACUUUGUUUUGUCUCCGGUACGUCUACUGAUAGGGGCUGCAUGAAAACUUUGUUCACUGUCAAAUGGAUUAUCUACACUUUUAAUAAGUUUACUAACAUUAUGUAAAGGUUUAUACUGCACUAUAAUGACUGGUUAUUAACUUUUCAAUUUACAAAACUAAUACUAGAAAUAAACAUCGAUUACACAGCUUUCUGCAGUUCUUCAGAUUCUCAUGUGUCAAUAUAUUUGCAUUAUCCGACGUCAAAUUGUUUUGUAGAUUAAUUGAUGCUUUAUAUCGCCAUCAACCGGAGAAAACGUUUUUUAAUUAAUGUGAUGUGUCUCCAGUCCAGCAGGAGUCGCUCUGCAGCUCUUCAGUCCGCCGAUAAACCCACUAAAGAAAGAAAGAAAGACAAACAUCAAGCGCUGCGUGUUUACAUCACUUUUAAUUUCUCUCUUUAGUUUAGUCGUGAAUGUAAACUUUAGUGAGUGUUGUCUGUGUGUAUUCUUGUGUGUAGUUGAUAAUCAUGACGUCACAGGCGGAUGGCACGUGCUCCAGACACACACAGGACUCAGAGCUCAGCCUCAUUUUACAGUGUUAUACUGACACAACCGCCACCUUGAAUCAGGAUGAAUCUACUGAUCAAACCUCCACAGAGUCUCUGGAUUCUGUCUGUAACGCUGGAGAACAGCAGAUCCUGAACACCAGACCACUGGACUUGAGUUCUAAAGUGAUGGAGAUUAAAACAGAACCCACAGUAAAGGAAGAACACACGAGUGGAGAUGGAAGUCUUGGUGGUUUUGUUCCUUUAGUCAAACUGGAGAACGUCGGGAAUCUGAAGAUAAAAACAGAACCCAAUACAGAGGAACAAACUGAGGAAGAAAUCGGGAACAUGAUGAAGAUCAAAACAGAGCCCGAAGAAAAGACUUGUGAAGACAUCUGGAACAUGAUGGACAUAGAACCCACAGCAGAGGAACUUUACACUGAUGAAGAUGAUGAUGAUGAAGAUGAUGAUGAUGGCGACUGCGAUUAUUUUGUUCAUCCAGGUAGAAUACAGCAACGAGCCAGAGGACGGACACGUGAAGCACAUCAACAUGGUCCUCCUGGUGACCAUCCUGAACCAGCUGAAGAUCCUGAACCAGCUGAAGAUCCUGAACCAGCUGAAGAUCUUAAACCUGUUAGUCACGAGUGGCAUGAAAUGAACUGGCAGCCUAAAAACCUGACCUUCACUGAAAAUCCUGGGCCUGUCGGUGAUGCUGCUGCUCUUGAUUCAAUAGAACCUAAAGACUUUAUUGAACUGUUCAUUUCUGAUGUACUGAUUCAGAACAUUGUUGACCAGACCAACCUGUUUGCAGAUCAGUGUAUUCAUGACACAGAUGGUACUUCACAGCAUGCUAGAAUUCAUGCAUGGAAGCCUGUCACAGGUUCAGAAAUGAAAACCUUCCUGGGGCUGUUUUUUCUCACUGGUAUCAUUCAUAAGCCCGAACUUGAUAUGUACUGGUCCACAGAUGAAAUGUUAGCUACCCCUUACUUCAGCAAGGUCAUGUCUCGCAACAGGUUUGAAAUCAUAUUGAGAUUUCUUCACUUCAAUGAUAAUACAGCAAGGCCAGCCAAUGACACUGACAGGCUGUACGAAGUCAGCCCCGUGUUAGAUUACCUUGUGUCCAAAUUCCGUGAAAUGUAUCAGCCAAACACAAACAUUUGCAUCGAUGAGGGUAUGCUUCUUUGGCGUGGGCGCCUAGCUUUCAGGGUGUACAAUCCUAAAAAACCCAUCAAAUAUGGAAUAAAAUCCUACAUCUUGUGCGAUUCUGAAACAGGAUACUGUUUCAACAUGAAGCCCUAUUGUGGAGAAAGCCCUCCCCUGAAGGACACAGUUGUCUCUCUUCUUGAUCGCCUAGCAGGUCACGGCUACAGAUUAUUUAUGGAUACUUUUUACAACUCUGUCCCACUGUGUAAGCACCUACUUGAUUUGAAAACCCAUGUCUGUGGGAAAAUGAGGGAAAACCGAGGUGAACCACCAGUCAUCCGAGAUCUCAGAAAUGCUGACCUUAGGAUUGGGGAAACAGUCAUGCGUCACAGUGAAAAUGUGAUGGUCUUGGCUUGGCGAGACAAACAAACGGUGAAAAUGGUCACAACAUGUCAUGAGAACAACACGGAAGAAGUUGAGGGAUGGCAGAGAGGCCACCGAGACAAAAUUGCAAAGCAAAAACCAGCAUGUAUUGUGGAGUACAAUAAUGCAAUGAAGGGAGUUGACAGAUUGGAUGAAAAUAUUGGGUACUACCCCUUUGUACGGAAGUCACAGAAUUGGACAAAGAAAUUUGUCAUGUAUCUGUUUCAGAUCAGUUUGUUCAAUGCUUUUGUGAUUUACAAAGCAAAAAACCCACAAGGUAACUGUAAAAGUCUGUUCUCUUUCAUCAUGAGUGUUGUAAAAUCAUGGACCAGCCAAGAACAGGCCGGUGGUGGGGAAGAAAGAGAUGAAAACCCUCCAGCUGUAAACACUCCUAGAGCACCAUACAACACUGACCCUAUAAAUAGGGUGAAUGAACUUUUUGCCAUCCAUGCACUUGUUCCGAUUAGGUCCAGUUCCAAAAAGCAACGCCCAACGAGAAGAUGCAGAGUUUGUUCACAAGCUGUAGCCGCAGAGAAGAGGAUUUUUGGUGUGGGGACGCACCACGGAAAAGUGAAUAUAACGGAAACACUUUUAUUUGACGUUUAUGCAGACAAAAGUUAUUUUACAGUACUACCGUAUCAGUUUGAGCCGGAAUCUGAUCCUGAAAAUGCAGAAGACCAAGAUGAUCCAUCAACUUUGCCUGCGCGUCUUGAGCAGGACGUAAAAGAAUGGUGCAAAUGUGAAAACUGUAAUAAAAUGUCUAGUGAAGUUGAAAAUGUAUGCUGCUUGGAAAUACAAAAGGUUGUGAGACGUAUGAAUCAGGUGUCAGGUCCUCUUAAAUGUGUGACACACCAUCCAGGCUUCCAAAUCAUCUGUUUAAAUCCUUACACCCUCCAGAACAUGAAUAAUAUUUACAUGGCUGAUUAUGGACCUGUGAGGCGUAGAACAGAGGAAGAGCGGUUCAGAUUUAUCGCCCAUCAAAGCUUCGUAAGCUGGUGCUGGGGCUUUUUAGGACGGGAAGUCAGAGUUGCUCUCCCGUCCUGCGUUGUGCUUCGAAUUAAACAGGAGUUCCCUGAUCCUGAUGGACAGUUUGUAGGCUUUCGACCGCCCCUUGACUGAAGCAACAACUUCAACCUGAGAGGACGGGCACAGGAACGGGGAUUUGUUUUAAUUGUUCAGAUAAACAGUCUGUAAAUAUACGGUGUAGAUGGAUAUUGUAGAAAAAUAUAUAACUGUUGAUCCACAACCAAUAUUCACAAAACAAUCACAUGCAUCAUAACUUGUAAAUUGUAUUUGUAUGGGCGUGACAAUAAAACAUGUUUUCUAAGAUA